This is a messenger RNA of Kluyveromyces lactis, 888 nucleotides long. RefSeq names its product Elongator subunit IKI1 (gene IKI1). The coding region runs from base 1 to 888 and encodes 295 amino acids. Lineage: Eukaryota; Fungi; Ascomycota; Saccharomycetes; Saccharomycetales; Saccharomycetaceae. The transcript has a single exon. The record is from RefSeq and is a predicted model, not a curated record. Gene Ontology annotation, cellular component: elongator holoenzyme complex; cytosol; nucleus. Gene Ontology annotation, molecular function: tRNA binding. Gene Ontology annotation, biological process: tRNA wobble uridine modification.
AUGGCUUCUACUAAUAAUAAUCCCAAAGUUCUAUUGAAGAGGACGUUCUCACUGAAGGAACAAUCUUCGCUAAUACUAUGUACCGAUACGAUGGCACAAAGCAGCCGAUUUGUGGUUGAGGAAUUCCUAGAUAACAUACCAGACGAAAUGCCGAUCGUUUUCGUAUCAUUUGAGACUCCAAAUAGACCGAAAUAUGCACGCCAAUUCAUAGAUGCGUCGGGGAAAACCACCCAGCAACUAGUUGCAGCAUUACAACCAUACCUACCGCAGCCACAGGAACAAGCUCCUAAGAUGCAUUUAGUGAUCUUUGAUACAUUCAAUUAUAUCGGUUCUGAAAGCUUGACACAAUUCAUAUCUACCAUUGCAUCGCCAUUUGUGACAAUAUUGGCUACAUAUCAUCAGUCGAUACCAGCCUGGCGUCCAGCAGAACUCCAGAACUAUCCAACUGCGAUCCAACUCUUGCAAUUUAUUGCUAAUACGGUUAUAGAAGUUACUCCGAAGACUUCCAUAGACGAGGACGAUUUGGAUGCAGAUUUAAGUAGAUUUGUGAUACCCAAGAACUUGAACAAUCCCACAUAUUAUAUCACUCUAACGAACAAGCGAAAGUCCGGUAGGGCUAUCAAGAAUAAGUUCUUAAUCAAUUCGAAAACACAUGAUUAUGAAUAUGUGAUAGAGAAACAAGAACCAGUAACGGACGAAAGUCCAGAAAUGUUUGAGGGUUUAACAACAUUCAACUUGAACACUUCGGAGAAACAGAAGCUGGCAAAAGACCAAGUGGAAUUGCCAUAUCUUGAAGCUCAAUCUUUCAACAGUGGUGGUGCAAUUGUGUAUGAGUUUGAAAAGGAUGAUGAUUAUGACGAAGAAGACCCGUACGAAGAUCCGUUCUGA